Messenger RNA from Xylaria bambusicola, 2870 nucleotides. RefSeq lists its product as uncharacterized. The transcript has a single exon. Bases 278 to 2842 code for a protein of 854 amino acids. The record is from RefSeq and is a predicted model, not a curated record. NCBI's taxonomy places the organism in Eukaryota, Fungi, Ascomycota, Sordariomycetes, Xylariales, Xylariaceae.
CGGCUUCUUAGCUUUCAUAUCUGAAAAUUCAAUUCCUAUAACAUGAAAUCAUUCGGCUGAUCAGCGCCACUCUCGCGGACUUCUUUUGUCGUUCAACCUCUUGAAACAGUGGUGCUAACCUGUCCAAGCACUCUGCCGACGAAGAGGAUGGCAAGAUCCCGCAUACGAGUGCUCCCGUGAUCCGAGUGGCUACACCUGUACAGUCUUGGUGAAUGGUCAAGAAUACCAGACAGAUAUUGCAUAUGAAUCGAAUAGUUUGGCUCAGGAUAAUGCAGCUAUGAGAGCGUUCAUGGUGUGCCGAAAUUUUUCUAGUAAUGGGGGCAUGUUAACCCGUCACGUCGUUUCCGUCCGCGGAUCUUCGCCCAGUGUUUCCCAUAUGGUGAAGAGGCAAACACGCGGACACGAGUCGAGAAGUACCUCAACUGAGUAUAGUGAGGAAAGCAGCGAGUAUGUUGCCGCCGAUAGCCUUUUUUCUAGGCGUUCCAUCAUCUCCACAUCCUCGUCUAGACCCCAGAGUCUACUGAGUAAGGAUUACUUGGAACCGAGGUCUUCGUUCCCCACCCCUAUACAGUUCAAGAAUGCACUUGCUACAGCAAAUAGUCGUUUGGUACAUGAUCUUUUGCAAAAUUCCUUUCACGAAAUUGCCACUGAUGAAUACGAGUGGCUUCUUGAGUUACAAAUUCUGGGAUACUCAGCCCAGGAGAUUGCAGACAUACUGCUAGAAAAGUCGUGCUAUGGGCCGUGUGUGUUUGCGGAAUUACAAAUUCCUGAUGUUGAAGGAUUUGUGGAUGGCCUCCAUCAAGAAGGGUGUGUGCACUAUGGCGCGGCCAACUCUGAAGCUGAGUUCCUUGUCAGAUCAUUGAGAGAGACUGCAUUUCAGACCGAAGAUGGAGAAGAAAGUAAUAAGACAUUGCUAACCCCUCUCGAAAGUAUCCAAUAUUUCUGUGGUGUGGGUGGCGUCAAACCAACGCAUACUGGACAAGCCGAACUGCUUUUCGGUUUUCUCUCCUUUGAGGACUAUAAUACGACUGCAAUAUCAUCACUAAAUGGGGAUCACGCGACAGAAAAUGUACUAAGCAGUCUAGGGAAAGCAACUGGCAUACUGCAGCUGCUGCAUGGUUGCUGUGAUUCCUUCACAUUUCUUUUGUUACAAUCCUCUUGUGCAGAGCUAGUACGGAUGAAUUUGGGAUCCAAUCAAAGUUCAAAUGAUAUUCCCGUGGACAAAAUAUUUCCUAAAAUAUCCAACAGGUUACUACAGCCACGCACUCUCGCAGCUCAAUUUCUCUCUCUAGCCUUUCUUUCAUACUCUCAGGCACACUGUGGAGAUAUCAGGCCAUUCUUCUUGGAUACACCGCUCAAGCGUGUCAUAUUGAUGGGCGAUCAGAGAUGGUCGGCAGAUUUCGAUGGCCCAUGCAUUGUGGGCUCACUGGUUGAACUUAGUUGCUUCGGUGAUAUGCUGCGACAGCCCGUCUUUGCCUUUCAAUGUCUGGAUCAAUACAGACCCGAAGCCAUCUCGGAAAAGAGACUCAAGGUGGAUUUGGUAGCUAGCCCCGAGGAUAUUUUGGAUACCUGGGGCCCUGGCGGGUUCAUGGCACCUAUUAACGACAAGGAGAACCUUUACGCCAUUUCUAUAGGAGGCGGGCUGAUAACACCGGUAUCUACGAAUCCAGUUUUGUUGCACUGGGACCUGACGAAGCAGCUCGAUCCUCACCCUACGAUGACGUUUCAUCGCACAAAGAAGGUGCGCAUCGGAGCGAAGGUCUCUAGAAAUGAUAACUGUCAAGCAAAGCCACAAGAGCAAUUGACUUUAGCCUUCUCGAUGUUGGAAGAGCUAGGGACGUACCCAAGUUACUGGGAAGUAUCGGAGAGACAGUUAGGAUUUGGCUUGCAAGCCGGGCAAAGCACUAUCGCAUUCAUACAGUUCAAUCAAACAUGGGUUAAACGCUGCGGUAUGACCAAGAAGUCGAGAAUGCUGGCUCAAAAGGCAAUGUAUAUAGCUGAUCUCGAAGGCUACUUCGGUAUACAAGUCAGCGUGUGUACCGGUAUUGCCCGUAGGGUUCGACUUCGAGAUCUGCUAGCCGAUGUCCUUCCGGCCUACGUUGGCGCUCUCGUCGCCAAACCUCCAGGCUGGAAAUCCCUGAUGGAGGACUUCAACAUAUUGCAAGCGCUCAAAGAGAGCAACUUAAGUACGUGGCUGGAGAGUCUGGACAGCAACCUACAGAAAACCUUCGAAAGCUUAGUACUUGCCAUCCUCUUCCUCUUACAAGACACAGGCGUGGAUCGCAAGGGCGAGAACUUCACCGUCGGAUGCAUCCAACCUGAUAUACCGUUCCAAUGCUUCAACAUUCCCUGCAGAAGCCAAAAUUACUGGGCUCGCAUGGUUGCAGAUUCUGAAGACAUUGCCACUUUUGCAUAUGUUACGACCCAGUGCCUUGAAACAGACGUGGUUAAGUGCCAGGGGUCUGAUGCGCACUGGGCGAAUUCAACAGCCCUCUUGUGGACAGCCGUCUCUUGCUACGAGGAAGAGCGACAGGCUGCGACCGCGAAUACAUCGUCCUCUUCAGCAGCCUGGACGCUAAAGCAUAUGGAGGCGUACCUCAUAGGUAAACCAGAAGCCCCGUUACUAGUCCAAGUAGACCGUCGUAACGACCACGAAGAGCCGUGCUUGCUGGUGUCCGUGAGUUCGAUCCGCUCAGAUAUCCUGAGAAGGCUCUACCGGAAAGCAAGUUCCAGCAAACUUAAAAGGUUAAGGGAAAGAGGAGCUUUCAACCAGAUAGCAGAAGAUGUAGUAGUGUUGGCCAGCACUAGUGGACGAAGAUUAUCAGCAUCAUUACCUCCAUGAAGUCAAAGCAGAACACAAUACUGGUCGC